GUCAAGUACACGUUUUUAAGAGGUUAUGUUUAUCCGCUGCUUCUCUAUUUUAAUUAUAGUUUAAUUACACAAUGGGUGACUUUGUGUUAAAUAACAGUGAAUCAGAAGUCGAUUCAGAUGACGAGUUACAAGAGGCGUUCGCUAAAGGCUUGCUCAAGCCAGGUCUUAAUGAAGUAAUAGAAAAGGAAGGAAAGAAGCAUGUGAACAAUGUAGCAGAUUUGAAGCUGAAGCUGAAAGAAUUUCAGCUGAAGUUGCCAUGGAUUGAGACACUGGAUCUGGUGACAGCAGUUGCACCUAUGGCACCGGACGUCGCGCUACAAAUACAGGAGACCGCUCAGAGGAGAAAGAAUAUAAAAGAAAACAGCAAGGGUACACACAUGUACGACCCGUCGCAAGACCCGGUGCUGAACGAGUUCAAGCGAGAGAACCUCAUUCACCGCCAGGCGCAAGCUGCCGUCGUGGAGGGACUGAAGAAACUUAAAGAACUGAAUAUUCCUACUAGAAGGCCUGAGGACUACUUCGCCGAGAUGGCGAAGACGGACGAGCACAUGCAGAAGGUGCGCAAGAACCUGCUCGCCAAGCAGGCCGCGCAGGCGCGCACGGAGAAGGUGCGCCAGCUGCGCGACCAGAAGAAGAUCGCCAAACGGGUGCAGAUUGAUGCUCGAUUGAAACAGGCUUCAGAAAAGAGAGAAAUGCUCGAACAGCUCAAGAGAGUCCGCAAAGGCAAAUCCACCGACUUAGACUUCUUGGAUGACAACAAAGGAAGAAAUAAAGGCAAAGGCCCACAGAACAAGAUAUCCAAGAAACGGGCUAUGAAAGACAAGAAAUUCGGCUUCGGAGGCAAAAAGAAAGGCUCCAAACUAAAUACUAGGGAAUCUUCUAGUAAUAUGGAUGGCUUUAAUAGCUCAGCCAAGAAGAAACCGUUCGAUUAUAAGAAUGCUAAAAAUAAACAGUUUAAACCGAAAGGAAAGAAUCAAAGGCCCGGAAAGUCUAAGAGGAAAAAUGCUAAGAGAUAAUGAUUUUUU
This is a messenger RNA of Cydia fagiglandana, 1025 nucleotides long. RefSeq names its product probable rRNA-processing protein EBP2 homolog. Gene Ontology annotation, cellular component: nucleolus; preribosome, large subunit precursor; nuclear periphery. NCBI's taxonomy places the organism in Eukaryota, Metazoa, Arthropoda, Insecta, Lepidoptera, Tortricidae. The transcript is spliced from 5 exons. Bases 72 to 1016 code for a protein of 314 amino acids. Gene Ontology annotation, biological process: rRNA processing; ribosomal large subunit biogenesis. The record is from RefSeq and is a predicted model, not a curated record.